AUGAAGGCGCCUUUCCCGAACCUGGCUGAGGCUGCGGCACCGACGUCUUCCACUCCCCCGAGUCUUCCUUCAUCUUCCCCGCAAACUCGGUCAGGCGCUUCCGCUGCCUGUCUCUCGCUGUCGCCCCGAAAGUUUGUCCCAGAGCGCGUCUUCGUGACCGUGGGGACGACUUCCUUUGACGAGCUCAUCGCCGCAGUUCUCGAGCCUUCCUUUCUUCUGCUCCUUCUCUCGCUCGGAUGCCAGCAUCUUGUUCUCCAAAUCGGCAGAGGGACACUCCCUGCGCGUCCUCCGCUUUCCGUCCCUCGCGCGUCUGCCUCUCCGUCUCCUGCCCUGAUUCCUUGCUCAUCUUGUGGCGCGCGGCCGACGCCGUCCGAUCCGUCCGCCCUGCCGUCUCCUGCCGACACUGCAUGUGAGAUAAAACAUCCGAACUCGAGAAAAGAAGGCGCAGCAAGAGAGGGACAAGGCGACAGACAAAACGACGAGGAAGGCGACGGAGAAGCGAGGGCGGAGGGAGAGCACACGAAACGGCGUCGGGAAGCAGAGGCCGACGCACCUCGUUGCUCUUGCUCGAGGUUGCCCGUGUCGGCGGCCACCUGGUGUGGAGACGAAAACUCUGGAAGCUGCGGGGUUUCGUUUUCCGACCUUCUCUCCCACCCUGUACACCCCGUCCAACCCGAGGUGGGCACCUCUCUCCAGUCGCCUGCCUCUCCGCGUCUCCCUUCGGAUCUGCCUCCUCGCUCGGCCUCCGAAGCCUCCUCGCGCUCUCUGCUGAUCUCCUUCUUCCGCUUUUUGCCUUCGCUGGAGGCUGAACUGGCCGCUGCGUCUCUUGUCAUUUCGCACUGCGGAGCAGGGACAGUGUUCCAAGCACUCCGGCUCCGCAAGCGGCUCGUCGCCGUCGUCAACGCUUCUCUCAUGAAUAACCACCAACUGGAGCUCGGUCGCGAGCUCGAGAGAAGGGCCCACUGUCUCCUGGUCUCCUCUCUGCCCCGCGGCCAGGCGAAACUUCCGAGAUCGGCACACGGAUCUCCCCUGCCUGUGCGCGGCAAAGAGACAGACAGACAGGCAGAGGAAGCGGCGGCUGGCCAAAAUCAUGAAUUGCACACGCGAGUCAAGGACAUCUGUCUGGCUGUGUGGUCGGCUGAGUCCCCGUCGCGGGCUGACCCUCUCGCUUCCAGUUCAUCGUCCACGGCAGAAAGCACACAUCCGCGUCAGAGAGGCGAGCGAAGCGGGGCGGGGAGCGCAGACGACGAGCCCCGCUGGAGCUUCAGAAGUUUUUUAAGUUUCCUGUGGCCUCGAAGCAGACAGGGACACAGCGCAGGAGGCGGGCAAAAACAGCACGGACGAGAGGAGAAAAAAAAACACGCGGAGGCAGGUGUCUCCGUCAGCAGAGGGGAGAGUCAGGACAGAGGACGGGAAGCACUCGCCGGGGAAGACGAACCCUCGGACUGGUCAAAGCCGCUGCGGCUCGUCCCUCUCCCUCCUGCAGAUUUGAGUGGUUUCUACGCUGCCGUAGAAGACGCUGUGGGGCUUCACCCUGUGUAUGGAGACGGCCAGGAGGCAGGGAAUACAGCCGAGCGCGAAUGA
Messenger RNA from Neospora caninum, 1584 nucleotides. Its product is annotated as glycosyltransferase family 28 C-terminal domain-containing protein. Lineage: Eukaryota; Apicomplexa; Conoidasida; Eucoccidiorida; Sarcocystidae. Gene Ontology annotation, biological process: dolichol-linked oligosaccharide biosynthetic process. Gene Ontology annotation, molecular function: hexosyltransferase activity. The transcript has a single exon. The record is from RefSeq and is a predicted model, not a curated record. Bases 1 to 1584 code for a protein of 527 amino acids.